AUGGGUCGCCACAGCGUCAUCUUCCUCCGCGUUCUGCAGGGCCUGUUGGCCGUGGUCAAUCUAACAUUAGCCGCGUACGCUGUUCCUGACGAAACGGGCGCAGUCUACCACUGGUACGCCAGCGUCGCGCACCAGGCGAGCCCCGGGGCGCUGCAGUUCCUCGUUUUCGCGCCGUGCGUGUCGCUCGCGUCGAUUGCGUACCUGGAGGUCGCCGUGCGGCAGCGGCGCAUGAUCAUGGCGCACCGGCUGACGUCGAUGGGCGUCGAGGGGCUCAACGCGAUCCUGUACCUGGGCGGCUUCGUCGCGUUUGCGCUGACGCUGAGCGACGCGUCGGCCACGGCGUGCGCCGGCCGCAGCAGCUGCACGCUCAGCCGGGCCGUCGCCGUGCUCGCCGCCGCCGAGUUUAGCGCCUGGAUCGCGUCGGCGUUUGUCGCCGCGCAGGAGUGGUUCCGCACCGAGGCGCACAUGAACAAGAUUACGGCCGCGCGCCGUCAAAUGGCCGAAGCGAAUGCGCGAUUGUAG
Cordyceps militaris CM01 is the source of this 522-nucleotide messenger RNA. RefSeq lists its product as uncharacterized. The coding region runs from base 1 to 522 and encodes 173 amino acids. The transcript has 2 exons. The record is from RefSeq and is a predicted model, not a curated record. Gene Ontology annotation, cellular component: membrane. NCBI's taxonomy places the organism in Eukaryota, Fungi, Ascomycota, Sordariomycetes, Hypocreales, Cordycipitaceae.